CUGGAGGUUUUGUGAGACUCCUGGAGGAUGCUACCUUCUGUUUCUUCCUGGAUCUUUUCCACCGCAUCAUGCCUCAUGUGGACAUACUCUACAGCCAACUCCAGAAGAGGUCCAUCGAUUCGGUCUUUGUCCACAGAGUGACGCAGCAUUUCACCGACAACGUGCAGAUGAUCAGAGACUCCCUCCCUACUGUCAGUGAAGAACAUCACAGCUGUGUGCCUCAGCAGCAGCUGGCCAAGAAGCGCCGCACACUGGGACCAGAUGAACUACAGAGGAUAGCUACAGAGGUUUGUGACACAAUCCUGGGCCAUGCAAAAGAGAGGUUUGCCUUCACCAAACACCUAAUCAGUGCUACACUGCUUCAAGGAGACAGAUUCCAGGAGUACGACAGCCAGUUCCCUGAAGCAGCGCUCAACACCACCAUGGAGGCCUAUCCAAUGCUGAAUAAGGGCAAGCUGAAAACUGAACUGUCACUCAUCUUCAGCAGCACAGAGUUCAGGAGUUGCAACGGUGCUGUGGCUCUGUCCCAGCUCUUCAUGAGCAACAAUCUUCAGGACACCUUCUCAGAGACUGUGUCUCUCCUGAACAUCCUCAUCACGACUCCAAUGACGACAGCUGAAUCUGAGAGGUGCUUCUCAACACUAAAAAGAAUCAAGACCUUCCUCAGGAACACGAUGUCGCAGGAUCAUCUUAAUGCACUGGCCAUGCUCUCUAUGGAAAAGAAACUUGUCAGGGAGACCCCAGAUUUUAACCAUAGAGUCAUUGAGAAAUUUGCAUGUCUCAAAGACAGAAAAGCAAAACUUGCAUACAAAAAAUAACACAGAUGUAGAGGUGCUGGCUUUAAUCUCUAAAAUGUGAGGAUUUACUGUUUUUGUCAUUUAAUAAUGUAAAUAGAAAUGUCAGUUGACACAAGUGGCACUUUAGACUGAAAGCCUGUUGAUUUUCAUGUGUUCUGAAAUCUGAGGAAUUACUGUUUUUCUUUAUUUUCAUUGUAAAUAUUUAAUGUUAGUUGACAGAAGCACUUUGGGCUCACAGCCUAAGAUAAGAUAGGUUUUAUUUGUCACAUGCAGUUAUACAUAGUAUAAUGCCUAAUGGUUUCACUAUUUUUUUUUCAGGCAAAGUGACAAAUUUUUAUUGCUUUGAUCUUAAAUAUGCAGAUUUGCUGUGUUCUCAUUGUCAUGUAAGGUUGUUAAUGUAAAAGUUAGGUCAUAGAAGCGCUGUCUGCUUUAAGCCUUAUAGUUAGGUUUUUUUUUUUUAACAAAGUGUCCAAUGUUUGUUGGUUUCACAGGUAUGGAUUUGUUUUUGUUUAUUUGAGUAUGUAAAUAUAAAUAUGUUGUUCCAAAGAUUUUGCUGGACAGAAGAAGCACUUGGCACUCUUUGAAGCUGGAAAAAUGAAUUGUUUCCUUUUUUACUUUUGAAGUAAAAAAUAGAUUAGCAUAUUUA
This is a messenger RNA of Acanthochromis polyacanthus (spiny chromis), 1443 nucleotides long. RefSeq lists its product as uncharacterized. The record is from RefSeq and is a predicted model, not a curated record. Lineage: Eukaryota; Metazoa; Chordata; Actinopteri; Pomacentridae. The coding region runs from base 69 to 818 and encodes 249 amino acids. Gene Ontology annotation, molecular function: protein dimerization activity. The transcript has 3 exons.